AUGAGUUCCCCAUCUGAUAAAAGCGCAUCAAACUCGCAACAGGAGGGAGAUAAACCAAAGCCUUGCUGCGUGUGCAAGCCUGAAAAAGAAGCUAGAGACACAUGUUUGCUUUUCAACGGACAAGACUCUGGGAAGUGCGACGAACUGAUUGGCAAGUACAAAAAAUGCAUGCAAAGCUACGGCUUUACCGUUUAG
Messenger RNA from Lachancea meyersii CBS 8951, 195 nucleotides. NCBI's taxonomy places the organism in Eukaryota, Fungi, Ascomycota, Saccharomycetes, Saccharomycetales, Saccharomycetaceae. The record is from the annotation of a GenBank genome assembly.